AUUGACUGGUACCAUUCGGGAUGUACCGGGAGUAACCGGACUUGAAGAAGCGCUUGAACUCCGCUGAACAGCAAAUUCGUUACUCGCCGCUACCGCCAGCAUCGUCGGACGGAGAGAUUCAAUUCUCAACAUACCAUGGCUUCCUACCAUGCGGUCAAAAAAUCCUUAAAUCUCGCCCCUACCGUGCGCGCGCUCCCAAGUGGAAUUCCGAGCGCGCCGCGUCUCAACUUCGCGGCACGAGCACCUUCGGAUGGCCAUGGCCAUGGUCAUGGUGCGGCAGGCCCCCGUGCUGAUGUCCCCACCCGCUUCACCGGAACCGUCACGAGUCCUGCAAUUGGUCUAGUUUCCAAGACUUUCGUUGCUCCUCCUCCCACGACUCACCUUCACCAGCGCCUGAUUCACACCUCCGCUGCAGUGAAAGAUGCUCCUCAAGUGCCUGAUUUCAGCCCCUACCAACCGAAAGACGAGAAUGCCAACCGCGCCAUGUCGUACUUCAUGGUCGGCUCUCUCGGUGUCCUCUCCGCUUCUGUUGCCCAGUCUACUAUUACUGGCUUCUUGGAGACCAUGGCUGCGUCGGCUGACGUCCUCGCUCUCGCGAAGACCGAGGUCGAACUUGCCAGCAUCCCGGAGGGCAAGAAUGUCAUUAUCAAAUGGCGUGGUAAACCUGUGUUUAUCCGUCACAGGACCCCUGAUGAGAUAGAAGAGGCACGGAGUGUUGACUUGAAGGCACUCAGAGACCCUCAAAGGGACGAAGAUCGGGUGAAGAAGCCUGAGUGGUUGGUUAUGCUUGGCGUUUGCACUCACCUGGGUUGUGUUCCGAUUGGCGAGUCAGGCGACUACGGAGGAUGGUUCUGUCCAUGUCAUGGUUCUCACUAUGAUAUUUCUGGCCGUGCCCGCAAGGGACCUGCUCCGCUUAAUCUAGAAAUUCCUCCUUACGACUUCAACGAGGUCGACGGAAAGCUCGUUGUUGGCUGAGAUUGAUCGUAUACUGUUGUUAUUUUCGUGUAAUGGAAGCAUAGACAUUACUAGAAGUCAGCUUGCAGUUGCGUCCAUCAAGAUUUGUGGGAGAUAACCCUUGCUGAGGAGUUCUGAGUAUAGCACGGUGGUAACAAGUAGACUUAUAUACAUUGCAACGCGUACGGUACAGU
Suillus paluster is the source of this 1148-nucleotide messenger RNA. RefSeq names its product Rieske [2Fe-2S] iron-sulfur domain-containing protein. The transcript is spliced from 5 exons. Gene Ontology annotation, cellular component: membrane. Gene Ontology annotation, biological process: mitochondrial electron transport, ubiquinol to cytochrome c. Gene Ontology annotation, molecular function: 2 iron, 2 sulfur cluster binding; quinol-cytochrome-c reductase activity. The coding region runs from base 136 to 975 and encodes 279 amino acids. The record is from RefSeq and is a predicted model, not a curated record. NCBI's taxonomy places the organism in Eukaryota, Fungi, Basidiomycota, Agaricomycetes, Boletales, Suillaceae.